AUGCAGCUUCCACUCACUCUUCUUCUUCUUCUUCUUGGAAUCUUCCUUCUGCACAGUAAGUACCAUCUUUCUUUCAUGAACUUGAGCCAAAUUUGUAGCAUGUACCGUAUCGAGUGCUCCGCUGGAAUCCGCAAGCGUCAAAAUAGAUCUGAUCGCGAAGAUGAAUCAGAUAAGAGCCAAGUGGGCGAAAAGCAACAACGUGACGAACAUGUGGAAACUGGUAUUCUUCCUAACAUCAUCCUUCAGAACUCUUCCAACUCCUCUCACUUUUCAGGAAAACGACAAGGAUCUUGAGGCGAAAGCAAAGCAGAUCUUCAAAGAGACCGGAUGUGAUGGCAUGCGCCCCGGAGACAACUAUCGUGCUUUCCCAUUUUUGAGUGAUGUCUAUGGAGACCAAUACGAGUCGGUCUUGUUCGCCGCGUUGGCGGAAUUGGAGAAGUUCGCGUUCAAGAAAGGAGUCCAAGUGCUCAGAAAUAUGGAAUUGAACACCGGUUUCGCGCUGGAGCUCAGCAAUGCUCUGCAGAAAAAAGUGGGAUGUACAGUCGGGCAAUGCAAGGGAUGGCACGUCGAUCCGAGGGACGAUAGACGGCUCCCGUGGUCGUUCUCCAUGUUUUGCAUCAUUGGUCCUCAGUGAGUCUUCUUCUUUUUCCUUCAGUUACCCUUCGGAUCCACUAUUAAAGGACCCGACUUCUUGCCGAUGAUCAGCCGGGACCGGAGUUCCUUUGGUACGGUACGGAGAAGGGCGAACCGGGGACCAAGUGCGGGGAAGACGGAGUUGGCGACGAGGAGGGUCUUUGUGUUGCAAAGUAA
This is a messenger RNA of Caenorhabditis sp. 36 PRJEB53466, 810 nucleotides long. The record is from the annotation of a GenBank genome assembly. Lineage: Eukaryota; Metazoa; Nematoda; Chromadorea; Rhabditida; Rhabditidae.